GGCGCACUCCCGGCCGGGCCGCGACCUCGCGGGAGGCGUGCGCGGCGCGGCCAUUGGCUCGGGCGGCGGCGGCGAGGCCGGGCCGCUGGGGGCGCGGGGCUGGGGCGCCGUCCCGGCCAUGGGCGCCCGCGGCGGCCAGCAGAGCUCGUCGCGCCGACCGGCGCCUUUGUGAGCGGCGCGGACAACAAAGGCGCGGGCCCCAGGCGGCCGAAGCCGGAGAGCGGCUGGGACGGUGCUGGUCUGAGCUGGACCUUGUCUGAUGGCUUCCUCCAACCCUCCACAGCCUGCCAACGGAGAUCAGCUGGUUCCCGGAGCCCCAGACCCCUCCCUACAGGCGGAGGACGACCCCGGAGAGGCCUUUGAGUUCGACGACAGUGAUGACGAAGAGGACACGAGAGCGGGCCCGGGCGCCCCCAGCGUUGCUGCGCGGGAGGAUGCAGACCCCCCGCUGAUCCUCUUUGACUCUGCCCCCAUCACCGACCCAGACCCAGCGGCCGCACUGACCCAGACAGAGGUGCUGGCUGUGGUGAGCAAUGGGGAUGCUGGGGACACAGCUGUCUCCCGGGUCCGGCGCUCCACCUGGAAACGGAAGAGCUCCCGUCGCAUCGACCGGUUCACUUUCCCCGCCCUGGAAGAAGAUGUGAUUUACGACGAUGUCCCUUGUGAGAACCUGGAUGCCCAUCAGCCCGGAACCGAGAAGACCCUGCUGUAUGACGAUGUGCACCGGGACGGGGCACCUCGGGAGGCGGAGGACCUAGGCUGGAGCUCCAGCGAGUUUGAGAGCUACAGCGAGGACUCUGGGGAGGAGGUCAAGCCGGAGGUAGAGCCUGCCAAGCACCGAGUGUCCUUCCAGCCCAAGCUUUCUCCAGACCUGACUAGGCUAAAGGAGAGAUACGCCAGGACUAAGAGAGACAUCUUGGCUUUAAGAGUUGGGGGGAGAGACAUGCAGGAGCUGAAGCACAAGUACGAUUGUAAGAUGACCCAGCUCAUGAAGGCCGCCAAGAGUGGGACCAAGGACGGGCUGGAGAAGACGAGGAUCGCCGUCAUGCGAAAAGUGUCUUUUCUGCACAGGAAAGAUGUCCUUGGUGACUCCGAGGAGGAGGACAUGGGGCUCCUGGAGGUCAGCGUUACGGACAUCAAGCCCCUGGCCCCGGAGCUGGGCCCCAUGCCGGAUGGCCUGAGCCCUCAGCAGGUGGUCCGGAGGCACAUCCUGGGAUCAAUUGUGCAGAGUGAAGGCAGCUACGUGGAGUCUUUGAAGCGGAUACUCCAGGAUUACCGCAACCCCUUGAUGGAGAUGGAGCCCAAGGUGCUGAGUGUCCGCAAGUGCCAGGUGGUGUUUUUCCGCGUGAGGGAGAUCCUGCACUGCCACUCCAUGUUCCAGAUUGCUCUGUCCUCCCGCGUGGCUGAGUGGGACUCCACAGAGAAGAUCGGGGACCUCUUCGUGGCUUCGUUCUCCAAGUCCAUGGUGCUAGACGUGUACAGUGACUACGUGAACAACUUCACCAACGCCAUGUCCAUCAUCAAGAAGGCCUGUCUCACCAAGCCGGCAUUCCUCGAGUUCCUGAAGAGGCGGCAGGUGAGCAGCCCCGACCGCGUCACACUCUACGGGCUGAUGGUGAAGCCCAUCCAGAGGUUCCCGCAGUUCAUCCUCCUGCUUCAGGACAUGCUGAAAAACACGCCCAGGGGCCACCCCGACAGGAUCUCGCUGCAGCUGGCCCUCACGGAGCUGGAGACACUGGCUGAAAAGCUCAAUGAGCAGAAGCGGCUGGCCGACCAGGUGGCCGAGAUCCAGCAGCUGACCAAGAGUGUCAGCGACCGCAGCAGCCUCAACAAGCUGUUGACCUCGGGCCAGCGGCAGCUGCUCCUGUGUGAGACGCUGACGGAGACCGUGUACGGCGACCGCGGGCAGCUGAUCAAGUCCAAGGAGCGCAGGGUCUUCCUGCUCAAUGACAUGCUGGUCUGCGCCAACAUCAACUUCAAGCCUGCCAACCACAGGGGCCAGCUGGAGAUCAGCAGCCUGGUGCCCCUGGGGCCCAAGUAUGUAGUCAAGUGGAACACGGCCCUGCCCCAGGUGCAGGUGGUGGAGGUGGGCCAGGAGGGCGGUGCCUACGAGAAGGACAACGUGCUCAUCCAGCACGCAGGUGCCAAGAAGGCCUCGGCUUCUGUGCAGGCCCAGAAUAAGGUGUACUUCGGGCCCCCGCGCCUCUUCCAGGAGCUGCAGGACCUGCAGAAGGACCUGGCCGUGGUGGAGCAGAUAACCCUUCUAGUCAGCACGCUCCAUGGCACCUACCAGAACCUGAACAUGACCGUGGCUCAAGACUGGUGCCUGGCACUGCAGAGGCUGAUGCGAGUAAAGGAGGAGGAGAUCCACUCGGCCAACAAGUGCCGCCUCAGGCUCCUGCUUCCUGGGAAGCCCGACAAGUCUGGCCGCCCCAUCAGCUUCAUGGUGGUCUUCAUCACCCCCAACCCUCUGAGCAAGAUCUCCUGGGUCAACAGGUUGCACUUGGCCAAAAUCGGGCUCCGGGAGGAGAACCAGCCGGGCUGGCUGUGUCCAGAUGAGGACAAGAAGAACAAAGCCCCAUUCUGGUGCCCCAUCCUGGCCUGCUGCGUUCCUGCCUUCUCCUCCCGGGCCCUCAGCCUGCAGCUUGGAGCCCUCGUCCACAGCCCCGUCAACUGUCCCCUUCUGGGCUUUUCAGCGGUCAGCACCUCUCUUCCACAAGGCUACCUCUGGGUCGGGGGCGGGCAGGAGGGCUCAGGGGGCCAGGUGGAGAUCUUCUCCCUGAACCGGCCCUCACCCCGCACCGUCAAGUCCUUCCCGCUGGCGGCCCCUGUGCUCUGCAUGGAGUACAUUCCAGAGCCAGAGGAGGAGGAGGAAGGUGGAGACGAGAGCCGGACAGCGGCUGACCCCUUGGCUGCAGUGCGUCCAACCAUCUGCCUCGGGCUCCAGGAUGGCAGCAUCCUGGUUUACGGCAGCGUGGACACGGGCACCCAGUGCCUGGCGGCCUGCAGGAGCCCUGGCCCACAGCCCGUCCUCUGCCUGCGGCACAGCCCCUCCCACCUGCUUGCCGGCCUGCAAGAUGGGACCCUCGCCGCCUACCCUCGGACCAGCGGGGCGGUGGCACCGCUGGAGGAGGAAGGUUCUCAGAGACCUUGGAGUGGAUGGGAAGGAGGAGUCCCGUGGGACCUAGAGUGCCCUCCUGUGUGCCUGACCGUGGGGCCAGGGCCAGUCCGCACACUGCUGAGCCUGGAGGAUGCUGUGUGGGCCAGCUGUGGGUCCUGGGUCACCGUCCUGGAUGCCACCACUCUGCAGACUCAGCAAAGCUUCGAGGCGCACCAGGACGAGGCAGUGAGUGUGACGCACAUGGUGAAAGCGGGCAGCGGCGUCUGGAUGGCCUUCUCCUCCGGCUCCUCCAUCCGCCUCUUCCACACCGAGACCCUGGAGCACCUGCAGGAGAUCAACAUCGCCACCAGGACCACCUUCCUCCUGCCAGGCCAGAAACACUUGUGUGUCACCAGCCUCCUGAUCUGCCAGGGACUGCUCUGGGUGGGCACCGACCAGGGCAUCAUCGUCCUGCUGCCUGUGCCCCGGCUGGAAGGCAUCCCCAAGAUCACAGGGAAAGGCAUGGUCUCCCUCAACGGUCACUGCGGGCCUGUGGCCUUCCUGACUGUGGCCACCAGCGUCCUGGCCCCCGACAUCCUGCAGAGCGAGCAGGAAGAGGCCGAGGAGGACAAGCAGGAUGGGCAGACUGCGGAGCCGGUGCCCGUGCCCAAGAGCCACGUGGGCCGCGAGCUGCCCCGCAAGAAGGGCACCCUGCUGCAGUACCGCCUGCGCUCCACCGCCCACCUGCCCGGCCCGCUGCUCUCCGUGCGGGAGCCGGCGCCUGCUGAGGGCUCGGCGCUGGAGCACAGCGAGGAGGACGGCUCCAUCUACGAGAUGGCCGACGACCCCGACGUCUGGGUGCGCAGCCGGCCCUGCGCCCGCGACGCCAACCGCAAGGAGAUCUGUUCCAUGGCCAUCGUGUCGGGCGGGCAGGGCUACCGCAACUUCAGCAGCGCCCCGAGCGGCAGCGGGAGGCCGGCCCCGUGCGGGGAGACGGACAGCACCCUCCUCAUCUGGCAGGUGCCCUUGACUCUGUAGCCCCCACCCCACCUGGGGCACAGCCACGGCCAUGACGCUGCCUCUCGGCUGCUUUGGGGGCCCCUGCGGCCGGGGUCCCCCAGACCGGGUGGGCUGGAAUGGCCAGGCUCUCAGCUGCUGUUGGGGCCUCUCCUGGCGGGGUCCCCUGGGAGGACGGGGUGGAGUUACUCUCCAGAGACCCGUGCAGAGCUGUGCAGAGAGCCUGGGUUCCUGAGCAACCACCUUGGCAGAGCGGAGAGAAACCUCAUCUUUAAAAAAAAUUUUUUUUUCCAAGUGUUUCAGGGGAGGGGUUUUGGGUUUGGGGAGAGGGAGGACCCCUCUGGAGGAAAUGACCUUCUUUUUAAAAGCAAAAAACACAAAACCUCACGACUGCCUGCCAAGCCCGGCACCCCCUUCCGGGCCUGCGGGGGCUCCGAGGAGGGUGCGUGCGUGUGCGUGUGUGAGAGCCUGUGGGCUGGCGUGUGGAUAUAUAUAAAUACGUAUAUAUAUGGUGUAUAUUAUGUGUGUAUAAAUAAAGUCUGUACAUAUUGGAGUCCUGGGAGAUGCUGGAAUAAAAGGCAAGAGUAACGUC
Choloepus didactylus (southern two-toed sloth) is the source of this 4709-nucleotide messenger RNA. It is a transcript of the gene ARHGEF10L, whose product is annotated as Rho guanine nucleotide exchange factor 10 like. Gene Ontology annotation, biological process: actin cytoskeleton organization; SREBP signaling pathway; positive regulation of stress fiber assembly. Gene Ontology annotation, cellular component: cytosol. Bases 260 to 4138 code for a protein of 1292 amino acids. Gene Ontology annotation, molecular function: protein binding; guanyl-nucleotide exchange factor activity. The record is from RefSeq and is a predicted model, not a curated record. NCBI's taxonomy places the organism in Eukaryota, Metazoa, Chordata, Mammalia, Pilosa, Megalonychidae. The transcript is spliced from 30 exons.